AUGCUGAAGUAUUGCAAACAAUUAAAACACUUGACAAUUAAAUGUGCAACUGCAGAUGCAAUAGAAAAAUUAACAAAUUUAGAAAGUCUUGAGUGUUUAAAAUUUCAUACGGGUAAUAAAAUCAGCAAGGAAACAAUAAUUGCAAUUUCAAAUAAUUGUAAAAAACUUAAACAUUUAGAAAUUCCUAAUUUUCAAUUAGUACUGCAAUCUGUUGAUGAUGAUCCUCAUACUGUUUCACGUGUUCUUGAUGACUUAUCAAACUUGGAACAUCUUGAAUAUUUAAAUUUUGCAGAUUGCGAAUUACUUCAAGGUAGUACUGUCAUUGCUAUUGCUGAUAAAUGUAAAUACCUAAAAUAUUUAAAUGUCAGGGGACAUAACAAUCUCACUAAAUUAUCUUAUGAUGCUUUGACAAAAUUAGAAAAUUUACAAGAAUUAACAGUAGGCUGUAGUCUUGCUGUUACAAAUGAUUUUGUUAAAAAAUUAAAAGGAUUAAAAGUUUUUAAUUGUGAUCGUUGCUUGAGACUAACUGAUGAUGGUAUCAUUCAAUUAAUAAAAAAUUGUCCAGAUCUUGAACGACUUAGUCUCUUUCACGUCAUGAGUAUAACACUCAAUACUAUUAUUGCUGCUGAUUUAGAAACAAAAAAUCGUAAUAAUGGUAUUGUUUUGUGUAUACGGAUCUCUGAUGCAGAGCUUUAUGAAGCUGCUGGGCGUAUAAUUACAUCUCAAUGGUUGAUGACUGAUUACAGUGAUGAUCCUUCAUCUAUAAUAGUGACAUGUCCUUAG
This is a messenger RNA of Aphidius gifuensis, 783 nucleotides long. Its product is annotated as F-box/LRR-repeat protein 2-like. Gene Ontology annotation, cellular component: SCF ubiquitin ligase complex. Bases 1 to 783 code for a protein of 260 amino acids. NCBI's taxonomy places the organism in Eukaryota, Metazoa, Arthropoda, Insecta, Hymenoptera, Braconidae. The transcript has a single exon. Gene Ontology annotation, biological process: SCF-dependent proteasomal ubiquitin-dependent protein catabolic process. The record is from RefSeq and is a predicted model, not a curated record.